AUGUUCAGUUCCCCGGAUAAUUCACUACCCAUCUGGUUGGCCUACGAGCCGACAAUAGUCGCAGCGACCGCGCUGCAACGCGCGUCGAUCGCUCGCCUUUCUCUUUCCCCUCACGUUGUACCGCAAGGUUAUGCUGGGCUGGUGACGGUUCCGACUACACCCUUUACGAAAACAGGAGGCACUUAUGAUCUCUCCAAACUCACACAUAUUAUCAUCGACUCUGGAUAUGCCAAUGAGGUGGAUCAUCAUGGACAGACCUUGAUCCCGCCAACUCUGUCGGAAUUCGUGGAGACCUUCCAAGAGGACCUUAAAACAUCCUUGGGCCUGGAUCUCCAGCUUGUGAGCGGCACACAGCGGAGAGAAAAUACCGUCUUCGUGACCUUGGGAAAUAGCACCAGUUUUCGGGAUGCCGCAGGCCGAUGGACUUCGGAGGGAUAUGAUCUCAGGGUCGAUGACCACGGGAUUAUCGUGACAGGAGCCAGCCCCCUGGGUGCUUGGUGGGCGACGCGUUCCAUGAUUCAAGCCGCCGUGAAUGGUGACUCGGUUCUUGCCAAGGGUGCCGGCGCUGAUGCACCUGGAUGGGGCACCCGCGGUGUCUUUCUUGAUGCCGGCCGCCACUUCUAUCCUGCGGAUUUCCUGGUCGAGAUGUGCUCGUACCUCUCGUUCUUCAAGCAGAAUACCUUUCACGUCCAUCUGAGUGACAACCUCAAUAACAACGUGAAAGAGUAUUCCCGGGAGCGCUCGCUGGAACUGUACGCCGCAUUCCGUCUCUGGUCCGAAGACCCGGCCGUAGCUGGUCUCAAUCGCCGGCAAAACGAGUCUUACACCCGCGAGCAAUUCGACCACAUCCAGACCCAAUGCGCUAAGCGCGGCGUGACCAUCAUCCCCGAGAUCGAGACACCCGGCCACGCGCUCGUUAUCGUGCAAUGGAAACCUGAGCUGGGACUCGAGGACCUAAGUAUGCUCAACCUUAGCCAUCCAGACACUCUCCCAACAGUGAAGACUAUCUGGAAGACCUUCCUGCCCUGGUUCCACAGCAAGGUGGUCCAUAUCGGCGCGGAUGAAUACAACAGCAGUCUGGUGGCAGACUACACUCAAUUCGUGAACGACAUGAACACAUUUAUCAUGCAUGAGACGGGCGGUCGCAAGUCGAUGCGCAUCUGGGGAACAUUUACCCCGAAGGAAGGUGCGAACGUUUCAAAAUCCAUCUCCUACCAACACUGGGCAAACUAUGACGACCACCCGUACUGGGACUACAUCCAGAACGGAUACAACGUGCUCAACUCGGACAAUUACCUCUACCUCGUCGGCGGCUGGUCUGCAUCCUACCCGCAGGAAUUAGAGCUUUCCAGGAUCUUCCAGGGACCAUACGGCUCGGGUUAUUCUCCGGUGAUCAUGGACAGCUCAUCUAUCGGCGAUAACCCCCCUCGUAACAACAAGCACGUUCUUGGCCAAGUGGCCGCGCUGUGGAACGACUAUGGGCCUAACUCCACUACUGUGCUGCAGGCCUACUACUCCUGGCGCAAUGCGCUUCCUGCCCUAGCAGACAAGCAAUGGGGCGGCAACAUCACGGAGGAAGAGUACCACUCCGUCUUCGACGCGCUGCACGCCGUGGUACCCGCACAGAACCUAGAUCGCAGCAUUCCUAGCGAGUCCGAUACGAUCUUGCAGUAUAUAUUCGACGGUAGUUCGGACUCGACUGUCACUGAUCACUCGGGUAAUGAGUAUCACGGCAGGGUCCAUGGGUGUAAGAUCGCAGACAAGAGUCUCCAUCUCGCGGAUGGUUGCUACUUGGAGACACCGCUAGGCAGCAAAGGACGCGACUAUACGCUCUCAUUUCGGGUGAAGCCUACGUCGCAGAUGCCAGGUACUCUAUUCGAGGGUCCUGACUCGAUAUUUGUGAAUGGUAACGGCACUAUCUCGAAUGCUACCUUGAUCAGCGGUGGAAACCCAUAUUCGCUCAAUUACAGCCUGCCAUUGAACACCUGGACCGACGUUAGUCUGGUGGGCGAAGGCAAUACCACGAGGUUGACGGUCGGAAAGGGGUCUGAGGCGAAGACAAUGGAGUUUUUGACGAAGAUUGGCAACUAUGGAGAGUACUUCGAGUGGGCGCCCAUUGCCGUCGAGGCGCCGCUGACUCGGGUGGGCGAAGGGUUCACCGGGUUGAUGCAGAACAUCGUUCUAAAGGGGAGUGCAUACUGA
This is a messenger RNA of Penicillium riverlandense, 2202 nucleotides long. RefSeq names its product beta-N-acetylhexosaminidase. Gene Ontology annotation, biological process: carbohydrate metabolic process. The coding region runs from base 1 to 2202 and encodes 733 amino acids. The record is from RefSeq and is a predicted model, not a curated record. Lineage: Eukaryota; Fungi; Ascomycota; Eurotiomycetes; Eurotiales; Aspergillaceae. Gene Ontology annotation, molecular function: beta-N-acetylhexosaminidase activity. The transcript has 3 exons.